GGUUCUCCAUAUUUCUUUGUAUUCUUCUACAAAACUAUCACAACAACAUGAAGGCAACAGUGACUGUAUUCGUUUUCUUAGUGGCAUUCGCCUACGCCGGAAAAAUACACUAUGCAGAGAAAUAUUUAGACCGAAUCGCCACUUCUAGGACCGAAUGCUUUAAGAAAGACGGUUUGGACUUGAAGUACUUUGAUCUAGUUGACGACAGUGAAACUGCACCGACAUACGAUCAGCAGAAGUGUUACGUUAUGUGCAUGUUCGACAAGUUCAAAGUGACCGACGAAGAACAUCGAUUCCUACCGGAGGCCUAUAAGCAGUAUAUCGAUGAUUUGGUGCUUUUGGAGAAGGUGGACACAGCAUUAACAAAGUGUCAGGCCAAAGACAAGAUACUUAGAAACUGCGAAGAUGGCUAUGAUCUGUACCUUUGUAUCCUUAGAAACGUCUAAUGCUCCAUAAGAAGACCAAAUGUUAGAAACACAUUGAAGUUUAUUUAGAUUA
Molecule: messenger RNA, 498 nt
Organism: Nicrophorus vespilloides
Lineage: Eukaryota; Metazoa; Arthropoda; Insecta; Coleoptera; Silphidae
Exons: 2
Coding region: 48-446 (132 amino acids)
Molecular function (GO): odorant binding
Source: RefSeq, a predicted model, not a curated record